Molossus molossus (Pallas's mastiff bat) is the source of this 1173-nucleotide messenger RNA. Its product is annotated as pepsin B. Gene Ontology annotation, molecular function: aspartic-type endopeptidase activity. The transcript is spliced from 9 exons. Lineage: Eukaryota; Metazoa; Chordata; Mammalia; Chiroptera; Molossidae. Gene Ontology annotation, biological process: proteolysis. Bases 1 to 1173 code for a protein of 390 amino acids. The record is from RefSeq and is a predicted model, not a curated record.
AUGAAGAUCCUGGUCGUGGUCUUGGUUUGCCUACACCUCUCGGAGGGUGUGGAAAGAAUCGUUCUGAAAAAAGGCAAGUCUAUCCGCCAGACAAUGGAGGAGAAGGGUGUCCUGGAGAAAUUCCUGAAGAACCACCGAAAGGAUGACCCAGCCGCCAAGUAUCAUUUCAAUAAUGAUGCUGUUGCUUACGAGCCCAUCACCAACUACUUGGAUGCUUUCUAUUUUGGGGAGAUCAGCAUUGGGACUCCACCUCAAAAUUUCCUGGUCCUCUUUGACACAGGCUCCUCUAACCUGUGGGUGCCCUCCACCUACUGCCAGAGCCAGGCCUGCGUCAAGCACAACAGGUUCAACCCCAGCCUGUCCUCUACCUUCAGAAACAAUGGACAAACCUAUACACUGUCCUAUGGGAGUGGCAGCCUGAGUGUGGUCCUGGGAUACGACACCGUGACUGUUCAGAACAUCGUCGUCAAUAACCAGGAGUUCGGCCUGAGCGAGAGCGAGCCCAACAACCCCUUCUACUAUUCGGACUUCGAUGGGAUCCUGGGGAUGGCCUACCCCAACAUGGCGGUGGGCAGCGCCCCAACAGUCAUGCAGGGGAUGCUGCAGCAGGGACAGCUCACCGCGCCCGUCUUCAGCUUCUACUUCUCCCGCCAACCAACCUAUCAGUACGGUGGGGAGCUCAUCCUGGGAGGUGUGGACAGCCGACUUUAUUCCGGUCAGAUUGUCUGGGCCCCUGUCACCCAGGAACUGUACUGGCAGAUCGCCAUUCAGGAGUUUGCCAUCGGUAACCAGGCCACCGGCUGGUGUUCCCAGGGCUGCCAGGCCAUUGUGGACACGGGCACCUUCCUGCUGGCAGUUCCCCAGCAGUACAUGGGCUCCCUCCUGCAAGCCACCGGCGCCCAGCAGGCUCAGAAUGGUGACUUUGUGGUCAACUGCAACUCAGUACAGAGCUUGCCUGUCGUCACCUUCAUCAUCAGCGGGUCCCAGUUCCCUCUGCCUCCCUCUGCCUACGUCCUCAACAACAACGGCUACUGCAGGCUGGGGGUUGAGGCCACUUACCUGCCCUCCCCCAACGGGCAGCCCCUGUGGAUCCUGGGAGACGUCUUCCUCAAGGAGUACUACUCUGUCUACGACAUGGCCAACAACAGGGUGGGCUUUGCCUCCUCCGCCUAA